UGGCCGAGAAGUUGAAUUACGCAGCAAUGAGGGCGGCCCAGCUUAAGGCUGAGUUGAAGGCAAAAAAGAUCGGAGUCCCCAACCCUCCAAAGGUAUGUCUCGGGUUUUGGCCGAGUACCCUUUCUUGUUGGUUCCGAGCUGAUCUUGAAACUUUGCAGGAUCCGUCGAAGCCCAAAGCUUCGAAGAAAAGGAAGGAGCGGGAUCCGCAUAAGGUGGCCAAGUCCGAGAAGGCGCUGGCCAAGGCUCAGGAGGAAAAGGCUAAAAAAGCCAAGUCCGUUGAAGUUAAUAGUCCCCGACCGGAGGAGCGGGCAGACAGGUCGGAGGGGACUCGGAUUUCGGUUCACUCUGAAGAUUUCCGACCGGUCCAGAGCCCUCAAUAUACACCGGCCACCCCUCGCCCUCAUGAUGACCCGGAGGAGCUCAACCUCGCGCUGGCCAAACCAUUCGCAGAAUUGGAUGCCCACGGGCUCGACACCCGCUGGAUGAAUGCGGUCGAGUGCCUGUACAGUCCCACCGACCGGGAGUACAUUGCGCAGUCCAGCGGCCCGGAGGAGACGAAUGACCUCUUCCGCAGCUGGGUUGAGUUUUCUGCUCGGCUUGUCAAUGUGGCUCGGAACAAAGUGCACUUGGCCGACAAGGUCUCCGACUUGGAGGCUCGAGGCAAGAAGCAAUAUGAGGAGCUACGCGCUGCCAAGGAGGGCCAAAGGAUAGCUGAAGCCGACCUCGUCAAUGCCAAACGCUGCAUCGACCGGGACCAAAAGGACUUCAAGGCCGAGCGGGAGCAGUGGGACUUGGCUAAGCAGAAACUCAUCAAGGAGAGGGAUGAGGCUGUGAUUGCCAAGACUGCUGCCGAGGCCCGAGUGGUGGAGGCGGAGAGCCAAAUCACCCAGCUGCGAUUCCAACUUGCCGAGCUGGAGAAGGCUCCCAAGACCGAGGACCAAUGGUUUGCGGGUUGGAAGGAGACCAAGGCCUGCGAACUGUUCGUCAACGAGGUCGGAUCUACCGCCCAGCAGAUGGGGGUAGAUGGCGCCCUUAAGAGGAUGAAAGCGGCCCUGGAGAGAUCGCAUCCCUCUCUUCCUUGGUCCGAGGUCAUGGGGAGCUACGAAGCUCUUCUGAAGGAGGAGGAUCAGGCCAUCCUCUCGGAAUUGCAUAUUGGCCUCUCGGAUGAUGAUGAUGAUGAUGAUGAUGAGGAUGCGGAGGCAGCUGAGGAGGAUCAAGGCCAAGGGGUGGCCAGGUCUGAGGAGCACCAUGGGAGUACUAAUGAUCAGACCGACCCUCCUGUAGCUUAGGCUUUGCUUUGCCUUGUAUUGUUUUUUCUUUUUGUUUUUAACCUUGGUAGUACCAAGGUUUUAGGAUGUACUAUUUUUCUAACUUUAAUGAAAGUCUCUUUUAUUUCAUCCGAGCACCUUUUAUUAUUGUCGAUUGCAAUUUUUGCUUCAAGUAUAGAUUCUCGAACUGGUUAAGUUUUGCUUGAUAAUGCUUGUCGGAUUUAACUCGAACAACUUGUGGUUGAAACUGGUUAAGUUACGAAGAAUAUAGUUGUUCGGACUAAAUUCGAGCACUCGAAACUGGUUAAGUUUAAUUCGAACAAUUGAAAUGACUGGUUAAGUCUUGAAAUGACUGGUUGUCUUUUUAUUAACUUAGAAGAUUGACUGGUUAAGUCUUACAAACCGAGUGACUACAUGCCACGUCUGGCCAGUAUCUCGGCUAUAUGCCCCUAAUUGCAAUUGACUAUACAUAAUAUUUCUUUAGGUUGUCCAGAUUCCAUGGCCGAGCAAGUGGUAUGCCUUCGGGAUUUUCGAGCUGAAAUGUACCAGGCUUGAUGACUUUGGUUACUUUGUAAGGACCAUCCCAGUUGGCCCCUAGCUUGCCUUUCAGAUGUGAUAGCCCCGUAGCUUCGACUUUCCUGACCACCCAAUCUCCGAGCUGGAUCGGCCUUGACUUGACUCGACGAUUGAACUGUCGAGUUACUCUUUGCUUGUAGCGGAUCGACCUUAACAAUGAGUUGCCCCUUGUUUCUGGCAGCAGGUCGAGGUUGACAGGCUUUUCUUCUUCAUUUUGCUCAAAGUCAUAAAAGGUGAUCCGAGGCGAUGGGAUACCGACCUCUACGGGCAGUACUGCCUCACUACCAUAGACCAGUCCGAACGGGGAGUGUCCCGUUGCUUCCUUUACCGUUGUCCGAGCAGACCACAAGACUCCAGGUAGGUCGUCCACCCAAGCCCCUUUCGCUGCGUCAAGUG
Molecule: messenger RNA, 2240 nt
Organism: Beta vulgaris subsp. vulgaris (sugar beet)
Lineage: Eukaryota; Viridiplantae; Streptophyta; Magnoliopsida; Caryophyllales; Amaranthaceae
Exons: 2
Coding region: 27-1289 (420 amino acids)
Source: RefSeq, a predicted model, not a curated record